This is a messenger RNA of Fusarium redolens, 1061 nucleotides long. RefSeq lists its product as uncharacterized. The transcript is spliced from 3 exons. Lineage: Eukaryota; Fungi; Ascomycota; Sordariomycetes; Hypocreales; Nectriaceae. The coding region runs from base 210 to 1046 and encodes 278 amino acids. The record is from RefSeq and is a predicted model, not a curated record.
CAUGCAUAAUCGGGCCAUAUUUCGAUUUAUCGGUCGAAAAUCGCGGUUCAUUCGCUCACAUUGCCGGAAAUCUUUCUGUCACAUCUGAAUACUACUUUUCUUAUCAUAGAAAAUGACCGACAGCGUGUGCUUAAAAUUAAAUCGUGUCGGAAGCCGAACCAGGAAUCUUUGCUCUUGAUCCAACUUAUCUUCUGCUGACCACCACAAACAUGCUUGUUCCUACCACCAAGACCAUCAUCCUCAUCACAGGCGCCAAUAGCGGCUUAGGUUAUGAGACGGCAAAGGCACUCUUCUCACGUCCAGAGCCUUGUCACAUCUUGAUGGGUUGCCGGGGUUCCUUGACUCGGGCCGAAGAUGCGAUUGCUCGUUUGAGAAGUCUCAUUCCUUCCAGCAGCUCCAGCGCUGAACCGCUUUCCAUCGACAUAUCGUCAGACGAGUCUAUCACCUCAGCCUUCAAAUUUGUAGAGCAAAAGCACGGCCGCGUUGACGUGCUGGUGAAUAAUGCCGGCCUCGAUCUAGACAUGGCUGUGAAAUCGGGCCAAAUUUGCGCCCGUGAGGGUUGGAAUCGGACGUAUGAUGUGAAUGUCACAGGCACUCAUCUGUUUACGCAAGCAUUUGCUCCUCUGCUGCUCGCUUCACCGGCCCAACAGCCGCGUCUGGUGUUUAUCACCAGCGGCUUGUCAUCUAUUUCCGAGCACGCAGCUGGCACCAGCCCCAAGUAUGCGCAGGCCCCAGCGGGAUGGCCGAAGCCUGAAACCCCAUGGUAUGCAUACAGAGUGAGCAAAACGGCAAUGAAUAUGCUGGUGGCUGAGUGGGCUCGUCUUUUGCGAGACGACGGUGUGGCUGUCUUUAAUGUAUCACCUGGGUUUCUCAACACGGGCCUUGGUAACGACAGAGCUACAGGGAAGGAGGUGAACAAGGCUGCCAUGGGAGCCCUGAAUCCCGUUAUUGGAGCGGAAUUCUGCGCAGAUGUCAUUCAAGGCAGGAGGGACGAGCAAGCCUGGCCUACGAAGGUAGUUAGGAAGGAUACGAUACAGCCUUAUUGAAGAGCACACAUAGCC